This is a messenger RNA of Toxorhynchites rutilus septentrionalis, 998 nucleotides long. RefSeq names its product spaetzle-processing enzyme-like. The record is from RefSeq and is a predicted model, not a curated record. Lineage: Eukaryota; Metazoa; Arthropoda; Insecta; Diptera; Culicidae. The coding region runs from base 53 to 553 and encodes 166 amino acids. The transcript is spliced from 2 exons. Gene Ontology annotation, biological process: proteolysis. Gene Ontology annotation, molecular function: serine-type endopeptidase activity.
UCUAACCGAAAGGCUGAAAGGUUUCACAGCUCAUACCGCGAGCACCGGGAGAAUGUCAAAUUCCAUACACAGUGCGAUAAUAAUCGCGAUUGUAAUCGCCUUACAGAUAAGAGGCAGCAUCCAGGAAGCCGUUUCCGAAAGUGACAAACUACUGGAAAGUAACCUAGUAGAUGGCUGUGAUGCGGAAGUGUUCGAUCCCUCGAAAACAUACGCUAACCAUUUGCCUAGGUUUUGUGGGGUCACCGAAAAUUAUCUCACCUGGCAUGCCGCUUUGCAAUACAAGGGAUUAGCGAAAGAUAGUCCUCUAUUAAAUUGCUCUGGGACGUUGAUUAGCAAACGUUACGUUCUUACCGCCGCCCAUUGUGCCAGCAGUGAUAUGCCACCGUACAAAGUUCGAUUGGGUAUGCCAACGAUUAGAGAAAACAGAAAUUGGCGCUACAUCGGAAUCGAGUGUUGGAAUCGAAAGGAAUCAUCUUGGAUGCGAACCAGUUUUGCAUGGAAGAAAGGGCUUUUGCAAGUGAUCCAUGCCGAACGCCUCCGGGCGCAAUCAUAGGCUAUUACUCUUUCAUUCUUUUCGACCCCAAAAAAAUAGAACAAUUUCCUUUCGUGCAGAUGGCAUUCGUUUCGUUCGAGAUGGGCUGCGGAAAUGUGUAUUCAGUUUUCACCAAUGUUUCCAGUCAUAUGGAUUGGAUAACGGCUAACAUAAAUUUUGAUGUGUGUGUGUGUGCGUGUAUAGAUGGAACGUUAUGAUAUAGCAACAAAAAAUAAACUUUUUAGAUGGCGACAAGCACUGAUUUAUUAUUUUGCUUGUAAGAAAUUAUGUGUUUUAGUGGUGAAUAUGUACAUGUCCCGCGAAACCAAUAUUAUAAUAGUAAACACAGAGGUCUGUUAUGUGUGCUCAUAUAGAGAACGGUAUGUUUUUAUGCAGUUCAUAGAUUUAUUGCACUUUUAUUCGACUCAUACCGGGGUUGAGGGGGUAUUCUAGUGUAGAGACACGA